Epinephelus lanceolatus (giant grouper) is the source of this 1689-nucleotide messenger RNA. The record is from RefSeq and is a predicted model, not a curated record. NCBI's taxonomy places the organism in Eukaryota, Metazoa, Chordata, Actinopteri, Perciformes, Serranidae.
UGAAGAGAGAACACGACGGGAAAGGACGCACUUUCGGGAUAUAUGAAAUAUCUGAUAAUCGACACGAAGAUAUCCGAGACAGAUCUUUUCACUGUGUGGAUUAUACAGCUGGGAGAUUGAUGUUUGAAACUGGAAUGGAUUUCAGUUUAUGGGAUAUAUAACCGGACUGUGGAAGCUUUGCUGAGAACACACUCGGGUAGAACAAUGAAAGGACAGGCGCUGUUGUUCAUCUCUCUCCUUUCGCUCGGCUCCGUACUUGGGCAGGUCAGUUACACAAUACCGGAGGAAAUGUCGAAAGGCUCUUUGGUCGGUAAUAUAGCACAAGAUUUAGGUUUAGAAACCAAACGAUUAACUGCUGGUAAAGCUCGAAUUUUUACCGGAGACAGCGACGAGUACAUCGAGCUGAACAGAGAAAGAGGAGUCCUCCUUGUUAAAGAGAGGAUCGACAGAGAGGCGCUCUGCAGACAGACGACGCCUUGUGCUUUACAUUUUCAGAUUAUUUUGGAGAAUCCUAUGGAGUUUUACAGUGUGACAGUCCAGAUCACAGAUAUUAAUGAUAACGCACCAACCUUUGAAAAAAGCGAAAUGAAAUUCAAAAUUAGUGAGUCAGCAGUGAUCGGGGCAAAAUUUGUACUUGAAAGAGCCAAUGAUCUUGAUGUUGGAAAUAAUGAUCUUCAAAGUUACGAAUUAAAACCAACAGAUAAUUUUGCUCUGAAACUCCACAGUAACGCUAAUGGCCAUAAAAAUGUUGAGAUGGUGUUACAGAAGCCUUUAGACAGAGAGAAACAGGAGCAGAUCUCUCUCGUGUUGACGGCUGUAGAUGGAGGAGAGCCGCAGAUGUCAGGAACAAUGCUGAUUGUUAUUACAGUUUUAGACGCUAAUGAUAAUGCCCCCGUUUUUACACAACCAACAUACAAAGCUACAGUUACUGAGAACUCACCUAAAGGAACAGUUGUUGCCACUGUUACAGCUUCAGAUGCGGAUCAGGGUUCAAACGGUAAAAUAACUUAUUCAAUCACAAAUACAUUCGAUGAUGUAAGGAGAGUGUUUAAGAUAAACGAGGACAAUGGCGAAGUUACAUUGAUUGGAACUAUUGAUUUUGAGGAUUCACGAAAUUUUCAAAUAAAUGUUCUUGCUAGUGACGACGGAGGCCUCACAGAUUCUUGUAAAUUAAUUGUCGAUGUUCUCGAUGUAAAUGACAACAAACCUGAAAUAAAGAUAAUGUCGAAGUCAACUGUGAUAUCAGAAGAUGCCAAAGUCCAUACAGUGGUUACAAUGAUAAAUAUUGAGGACAAGGACACUGGAGAAAACGGUAAAGUGCAAUGUUAUAUUAGCGACAGUGUACCGUUCAUUUUAAAAACCUCAACAAAUAAUUUCUAUAGUUUAGUGACAGACAGUGAUCUGGACAGAGAGAGAUCCUCUGAGUAUAAUAUAACAGUGACGUGUUCUGAUGAGGGAGUGCCCUCCCUCUCCAGCAGCGUCACUCUCACCUUACAGAUCUCUGAUGUGAAUGAUAACGCGCCUGUCUUUGAGAGGAGCUCAUAUGAGGCCUACAUUGUAGAAAACAACACACCAGGCCUCUCUAUAUUCACAGUGAAAGCCAGAGACGCUGACUGGAACCAGAAUGCCCGUGUUUCUUACAUACUGGAGGACUCCUCUGUUAACGGAGUGCCAGUCUCCUCAUAUGUG